AAGUAUUAAGAAAACAAAAAGAGAUAGAGUUUAUUAGAAAUGAGAGUAUAGCUGAAAAAGAGAAUAGAACUGAAAUGGAAGAUAGUUAUGAAGAUUCAGUAAAUAGUAUUAGUAAAGAAUUUAUAGAAGAGGAUUAG
Messenger RNA from Scutellospora calospora, 137 nucleotides. Lineage: Eukaryota; Fungi; Glomeromycota; Glomeromycetes; Diversisporales; Gigasporaceae. The record is from the annotation of a GenBank genome assembly.